Molecule: messenger RNA, 7583 nt
Organism: Galleria mellonella (greater wax moth)
Lineage: Eukaryota; Metazoa; Arthropoda; Insecta; Lepidoptera; Pyralidae
Product: transcription elongation regulator 1
Exons: 20
Coding region: 138-3665 (1175 amino acids)
Cellular component (GO): nucleus
Molecular function (GO): RNA polymerase binding; transcription coregulator activity
Source: RefSeq, a predicted model, not a curated record
GGCAGCUCGGUGUUGUCCAUCGGCCAUUUUGUUGCUUGAUCGAUGUUGACUGGUGCUGAAUUUUGUUUUUCGUUGCAAAUAUUUACAACAGGCAUGAGGACUUAAUUGUGUCGUGUACGUUAUAAUAUUCAUUCAAAAUGGAAGAAGACUAUAUGAGCUCACAGGACUCGCAACUUUUGUGCGAUAAUAUUAAUCGGAACGAUGGAAGUGAUAUUGUUGGUGACGCCUUGAAAGAAUUCAAUGAUUCUUCAGGCUACGACGAUGGUUAUGAAGAGGAUGAUGGAGGCAACAGUUUCAGGGGUCGCGACAACCGUGGACGCGGCAAUUUCAGGGGCAGAGGUCGCGGCGGCCCCCCUCCCGGGUGGAUGCCGCCGCCGAUGCGGUUCCGCGGGCGCGGCUACGGUCCCGGUGGACCGCCGAUGCGGGGCCGCGGCUUCUUCCGCGGCCGGGGCGGCCCCCGCUUCGGGCCCAACAACGGGCCGAACUUCGACAACAACUGGGGACCGAUGGGCCCACCGCCCGGUAUGAUGGGCGGCCCGCCUCCGUUCGGUCCCCCGCCCGGUAUGAUGCCGCCGGGCGGGCCCAUGGGCCCCCCACCCAACAUGAUGGGACAGCCGCCGCCGUUCGGAGGCCCGCCCGGUAUGCCUCCACCGAACAUACCCAAUCCGGAGCUGUGGAUCGAGACCAAGUCCGACGAGGGCAAGUCCUACUAUUACCAUUCAAGGACUCGCGAGACCACGUGGAACAGGCCACAGGAGAACGCCAACUGCAAGGUCAUCACCCAGGCCGAGAUGGAGGUGCUCACCGCUGCGGGUCAAAUGCCAGGAAUAAGCGCUCCACAAACGAUGCCUAUGAACGGUCCCAUGGGCGGACCGAUGGGCGGACCCGGCAUGGGUGGCCCACCGAUGGGCAUGAUGCCGAACGGCAUGAUGGGCAUGAUGCCGCCCGGCGUGCAGCCCGGCGCCGGACCCCCGGGACCCGGCGGCCCGCACGUGCCGCCCUUCAUGACGCAGCCGCCGCCCUGGAUUAAGGAUGGCGGCGGCAAGGACAAGCCGGAGCAGAGUCCAGCCGACGGCGACGACAUGCCGCCGGGCGAGCCGCCCUCCAUGCAUCAGCCGCCACCCAACGGCAACAUGGUGGGCGGCUUCCCGGGCCCGGGCGGCGGCGCGUGGGGCGGCUGGGGCUGGCCGCCGCCGCCGCUGGGCUCGCAGCCGCCGCCCGCCGCGCAGCCGCCGCACGCGCACCUCGCCGCGCAGCCGCCGCUCGCAGGCCUGGCGCCCGCCGCGCCCGCCGCGCCCGACCACGGGUCACAGAUGGCGGCGGGCGCGGGCGCUCCGCUGGCGGCCGACGGAGCCCCCGGCGACUGCGCGCCAGUCAGCUCGCACACGCAGCUCUUCAGGAAAGACGACACGGGCCCGUCAGCGGCGGCCCCAGCGACAGCCCCCGUGGCGGCUGUGAGCAGCAGCGCGCUGGCGGCGGCGAAGGCGGCGGCCGCGGAGUGGUCGACCCACCGCGCGCCCGACGGCCGCCCCUACUACUACCACGCGCAGCGCCAGGAGAGCGUCUGGGAGAAGCCCAAGCCGCUCAGGGAGCUCGAAGUACUGCAAGCGAGAAUCGCCGCUGAAAAGGGAGAGAAACCGAUCAACAAAAAGAUCGAGAGUAUCGUAAUUGACGACAAGAUUGAAGUGAUCGACGUGGACGCGCACGACGAGGCGCAGACACAGGCGGCAGCGGCCGCGGCGGCGGAAGCGGAGGCGGAACGUGCGGCGGAGGCGGAGCGCGCGCGGCAGGCGGCCGCCGAGGCCGAGCGCCGCGCCGCCGAGGCCGAGCGCGAGCGCGCCGACAAGGACAAGGCCGACAAAGACAAGGCCGCCAAGACCGACCGCAGCCGCCCCAUCAUCAGCACGCCCAUCGCCGGCACGCUCUGGUGCGUGGUGUGGACGGGCGACGGCCGCGUGUUCUUCUACAACCCGACGGCGACCACCAAGUCGGUGUGGGAGCGGCCGGCCGAGCUGCGCGGCCGCGCCGACGUCGACCGCGCCAUCAGCAAGCCGCCGCAGCAAGUCGUCGAGCUGCAGCGCAAGGAAGGCGGCGCGGAGGCCGCGGCGGCGGCGGCGGCGGCGGGCGGCGACCGCAAGCGCCGCGCCGGCAGCGACUCGGACGACUCGGACGCCGCGCCCAGCAAGAAGACCGCCCUCGACGAAGAACGCACGUCAGCGGCCGCGGCGACGGCGGGCAGCAAGAAGACGAGCAACGGCACGAGCGGCGCGGCGGCGCUGGAGGCGGGCCGCGACGCCGCCGUGGAGGCGGAGGUGCGCGCCGCCCGCGAGAGGGCGGUGGUGCCGCACGAGCUGCGCGUGCGCAGCUUCCUGCAGAUGCUGCACGAGAAGGACGUGUCCGCCUUCAGCACCUGGGAGAAGGAGCUGCACAAGAUCGUCUUCGACGCGCGCUACCUCAUGCUCAACUCCAAGGAGAGGCGCCAGAUAUUUGACCAGUACGUGCGCGAGAGGGCCGAGGAGGAACGCAAAGAGAAGAAGAACAGGCUGCAACAGAAGAAGGUGGCCUACAGACAGCUCAUGGAGGAGGCCAAGGUGCAUUCCAAAUCGUCGUUCAGCGACUUCUCGUCUAAGCACAGCCGCGACGAGCGCUUCAAAGGUAUAGAGAAGCAGCGCGACCGCGAGACGUACUUCAACGAGUACCUGGCCGAAGUGAGGAAGAGGGAGAAGGAGGACAAGGAUAAGAAGAGAGAGCAGCGCCUUGACGGCUUAACCGAUCAUGCAAUGUGGUACGCACGUACAAUAGAACACGGAGCAGGACCUAAACUUCUUUUGUCCCGCUCAGUGAACGAAUCCCGGUCGCGCGGACGAAGCCACGGCGGAGCGGAGGCGGGCGCGGCGGCGGCGGCGGCGGGCGGAGCGGCGGCCGGCGCACGGGGUGAUCAAUUGACGAUCUCUAUGGUGAGGACAGAGUUCAUCGCCCUCCUCAAGGAGAAGCUGAUUGACCGCCACGCCCGGUGGGCGGACGUGAAGAAGAAGAUGGAGUCGGAGCCCAAGUACAAGGCGGUGGAAAACGGCGCGCUCAGAGAGGACUACUUUAGGGAGUACUGCAAGAUGAUGAAGGACGAGAGGAAGAAGGAGAAGGAGACGAAAGAGAAAGAGCGAGAACGGAGCGGCAACAAGAAGGAGAAGAAAGACAAGGACAGGGACAAAGACAAGGACAAGGACAAGGACAGGGAUAAGGAGUCGAAGAAGGAGAAGAAAAAAGAGAAAGAGAAGCAAGAGGCAGCCGCCGCUGAGGAGGAGUGGAAACAGCCCACCCCUCCCCCCGACCAGUGGGCCGAGAUCCUCGGUAUACCGGGCCAGCAGGAGGAGGAAGGCGUAGAAGAAGGGAACCAGGACAUGGCCUUGCAGAGAAUAGACGCGGUGUCGGAGAAGUCGGAAGCAUCGCCGUGUUCCACCCCCGAGGACAUGAUACCGCUGAAACACCUCAGGUCGUCGAAGAAAGAAGUGCUUACUUACGAAAAUAAGAUAAUCAUAAGGUGCCCCCCGAAGAAGCGGAUAGCGGAGUUCAAAUCCCCCGAGCCGGAGGAGAAGAAGAAGAAGAAGGCGGACAAGAAGAAGGAGAAGACAGAGAAGAAGAAACGGAAAAAAUCGGAGAAAGAUUAGUGUUUACUUUACGUUUUCUUUAAACGAUCAACAGCGACCAUGACUCGUGUUGUUUAGUUUAUGGAAAAUAUUGGACACCAUGCUGUGACUACAAUAUCUGUACAUAAAAUUGGGACAUACUAUAUUAGCAUAGGUGAAUUACGUUAUAUAUUAAAAUAUACAUAUAUUAGAUGUAGAUAUAAGUACUUGUUAUGUAAGAUCACGUUGUAAGGACAAAUGGUAGUCCGAUGUUGGCGUGUCCCGAAUGGUUUCAUGAUCGGUUCGGGAAGCAUUUCUCUCUAUGCUCGUACCUUGAUUGAUUAGUGGCUAUUAAAAAUUUACGACGUUUAUGACAAUAUACUUUUUUUUUUUUUUUUAAUUAUAUUACAAAAAAAAAUUUGUUGCGGGUAGUUACAGCUGCAGUCUUAAUGCUGUCUCUUCACCUACGUUUGACACGAAUUCGUGACAUAAUUCGUAAAACGCAAAGUAAGAAGGGAAGCUAUUCGGUAUAUAUAUAUAUAUAUAUUAACCAUCGGUCAGUAAUCGUUCUUUACUAUUGGCGUAUUAAGGAUCGUCCUACAGAGGGCCUGGUCUCCUUCAAAAGGGCAUAUCGUGUUCUCAGACAUGUCUUUGUCACUUUUUAUUUGUCAAUUGUCACUUUAGUAUUGCAUAGCUGAAACCUCGUCUCGAAUUGUAGGUUAAGUACCAGAUGACUUUGUACUGGGCACGACCACUCGCCCCCCUCCGCCCCCUGAAUACGCCUGUGACGUUUAGAUGUUUGUAUGUAUGUUCAGAUUUAAAUUACGCAGGCCGCUGUCGGAGGAUCUAAAAAAAAAAGGAUAUUUUCAAAAUUAGUUUUUUGGAAAAAUUAAAACUACUUACUGACCCGUGGGGUUACUCUUGAAAUAAAGUCCAAUAGAUCGAUAUUCAAAUCGAGCUGUGUCUUGCUCUCGUACUGCAGCUUUAGCGACGUAAUGGCUCCAUACUGUUCUGAUAGAUGCACGUUAGUGCAACUUGCCAAUGCGAACUAUUGUAAACCGAUCCCUGUUCUAAGCUAAUUCCUGUUUUUUUUUUUUCUUUUAAUGGGUGAAAAUGGUAUGGUAUCUCCGCUUGCGCUAACGGGAUGCGCUUGCGGGGCACCGGUGAAGGGUGAUAGAUGAGAAUGAAAACAGGCCAGUUAGCCCGUCAUGAUGAAUUCAUCAGGAAUUAACCAUGACAGUUUCCAGGUGGAACCGCGAGGAGGUCUACCUGGUUGGGUAUAUUGCGAGCAAUGGAAUUCUUAGUCUCCAUUACUAACAAUCCCUUUCCCCCCAAUUCCUGUUGUUUCAUGAGUGCGAUGUAAAAUUGUAUCUGGCAAUAGAUUUGGAUUAAUAUCGUUAAUUAUAUUAGAUUCAAGAGUAAACCUGCUGGUCAGUGAUUGUUCGUAAAUGUCAUCUUCAUGGUCAGGGCGAUACAGCGAUAUCUAUUUAUUGUAGUUGCAAUAUCUAUCUAUAUAUUGGUCCAUACAACGGAUUACUAGAGGGAGACUUUAUACAAAAGCCGAUUGCUUGGCCACCUCUGUCCCAUUCGUGUUUCUACCGUGAAGCAGUUGUGUUUGCAUGGCUGUGUUUCGGUUUGAACGGUGGGAAAUGAAUUUACUGGGUACAGAGGAAUAACACCUGAGUCCUCAGGAAUGGCAACGCAUGGGGGGUAUCAUGGGCGAAACAGUAUACUCUGUUAUGUCCACGGUACUGCUCGUGUCUAUAGGCGACGGUUACCACUUUCCUUCAGGUGGGCCGUCAGCUUGUUUGUCAUUCUAAGUUGUAUAAAAAAAAUAUCGUGUAUCCAAUGUAUAGUAUCGAGAUGUAAAACCCUAUCGCAAGGAAUAUACAUAUCUGACCAGUGUGUGUAAAUACCUAUAUCCACCAUCAAUGUCCAGAGAAACUUGAUACAUAGAUACCGGAUCGGUACUGAUAUUGACAUGCUUAUUCACGGUAGGGCAGUGGAGGCGCCGCGCCAGCGGUCUACGGUGAUUCGUUCACAAAACUGGAGGUCUACCAUUAAAUUUCCGAAUUUUCCACCUCAAAUUUGUGUUUUUGUUCAUACCCAAAUCGAUACAGUAAACGGAGCUUAACAUUUUAUUCGUCAUAUAUCCUACCAGUCUAUCCAAAAGUCCAAAAGAACGGUAUUUUACCAUUUUUUUUUUUUUUUUUUUAUAUUUUUAAACGGUAUUUUUUAUGUAAUUUGAAGAUCAAAUUUAUAUUUCGUUCGUUCGUUGAAAAUUUUGGAAAACAUUUCAAGGUAGAGCUUCUGGAGUUAGCAUUUAUUAAUUACUAUUUGGCACUUUGUGUAUGGCGUAUGUAUGUAAUUUGCUUGAUUGGUUACGUGUGUGAAUGUUUACAUGUUUGGCUGUUUACAUGUUUGAUUGUUUACAUGUUUGGCUGUUUACAUGUUUGCAUGCUUGGAUGUUUAGAUGUUUGCACGUUUGUUGCUCAAUAACACAAACGCCGCUGUAAAGAUUUGAAUAAAAUUUUAUUACAUGGAUAACUUAUAUCCUAACUUAACGCAGGGUACUUCAUAUAUUAAUUCACCCGGGCAAAGCCACGGGAAACGGCUAAUAUUGUAAACAGUCGAUCAGGAAAUCCCGUGUCACGACAUUCGUUCACGAUAAUCUUCGAAACCGCUCAAUUGAUUCUAAUGUAAUUUUGUAAAUGUGUAUUGUUCGAUUAUAGGGUAGUUUCUAACUUGAUAUGUGACCGUUAAUAUUUUUAUGAGUUAAGACGAUAUCUGCAGGGUCUGAUAGUCAUACAUUUGAGGGCUGCCAAGAUGACGAACACAGCAAUUUAUACUGUGUUGGCAGCCCUCGUGUUUGUACUAUAUUGCACAAUACAUACCUGCUUAUCGUCCGGUCGGCUGUGGUCUGUUUCUAUAAAAAAAAAGAGGGAAAGUUCUAAGAACGUUGAUUCAGCACUUUACACAUAGCGCGUGCACGUAAUCUGUUUGAUUGUAUAGAAUGUGUACAUGUUUGAUUGUAUAGAUGUAUACAUGUUUGAUUGUAUAGAAUGUGUACAUGUUGGAUUGUAUAGAUGUAUACAUGUUUGAUUGUAUAGAAUGUAUACAUGUUGGAUUGUAUAGAUGUAUACAUGUUUGAUUGUAUAGAUGUAUACAUGUUUGAUUGUAUAGAAUGUAUACAUGUUUCAUUGUAUAGAUGUAUACAUGUUUGAUUGUAUAGAUGUAUACAUGUUUCAUUGUAUAGAUGUAUACAUGUUUCAUUGUAUAGAUGUAUACAUGUUUCAUUGUAUAGAUGUAUACAUGUUUGAUUGUAUAGAUGUAUACAUGUUUGAUUGUAUAGAAUGUAUACAUGUUGGAUUGUAUAGAAUGUAUACAUGUUUCAUUGUAUAGAUGUAUACAUGUUUCAUUGUAUAGAUGUAUACAUGUUUGAUUGUAUAGAUGUAUACAUGUUGGAUUGUAUAGAUGUAUACAUGUUUGAUGGUUUGGACAUUCGAUGGACAUUUAACACGCGAUGCUUUACACAGUAUAGACUGUUAACCGGACAAAUUAUCGUGAUUGCGUCCGGAUAAUCGGAAAUCCGGAUAAUUUAAUAUACGAAAAGAAACUAUUUUUAUAUGGUGUUGUUAAUAUGAGUCACGUCCGCGAACACUUGUUUGGAACGAAAUUACCAAAAGAUAUAAUAAAAAUAAAUUGAUCAAAUAAAAUUGAUUUUAGUUUAUUAAGAGAUUGUACGUAUAUUUUUGCAUACUUAAAAAGUGUUAGAUGCGUUGCGGCCGAUUCUGAUGCGUCUUUUUCUCUAUACCUAUCACUGAACCUAAUAUUUUAAUUGGUUAAUUUAGAUAGAUAGGUAGAUAAUUUAUUUGCAUUACUUACAGCAGACAAGUAAUAGUAGACAUAGAGGUGCAUACGCGAAUAAAGAAAUAAAAAAUACAGGUACAAAAAAAAAAA